Molecule: messenger RNA, 939 nt
Organism: Ruditapes philippinarum (Manila clam)
Lineage: Eukaryota; Metazoa; Mollusca; Bivalvia; Venerida; Veneridae
Exons: 2
Coding region: 415-939 (174 amino acids)
Source: RefSeq, a predicted model, not a curated record
GAAUAACAAUAGUAACUAAUUACAUAUGAAUAAUCGGAAUUUUAUGAUUAUGAUUCAAGCUUAUAAAAAAUCAAGCUACUCCGACACUAGGGUAUUUCAAUUUGAAAAACUCUGCAGAUACCAUUCAGACUUUGUGCUGUUUAGACUUAACCCUUAUCAUACUUUUAACUUAUCAAACUUUAUUUUAUAAGAAGGAAGGACAACGUUAUUUAUUGAAGUUAAAGAAGGAGUGCCUUGUAAUAAAUUGUAAAAUAAUUGAAGAAGAAAGGAUUGCGUUCAUAUUGCAUUUAAGGAAAGGAUUAAGCCAUUGCAUUUAAAGAAAUAAUUGCAUUUUUACUGCAUUAGAAGUAAGAAAUGUGAUGCAAAAUAAUUACAUUUAAUGUAAGGAACAUUGAAUUUAAAACAAACAAUAAAAUGCAUUGGUUUAAAGAGAAGAAGUGGAUUUGGAUCCUUGAAUGUGUCACAAUUUUUGUAUUAAAAACAGUCCUUACCAGCAAGUUCACUCAGUUUACUCUCUCGUCGAGUAAUGCACGGUAUAGUGAUACUUUAGUGCAACAUUUAAACACUGGCAUAAUACAAUGUGUGAUAGUAUGUAAUGGUGUGGAUGACUGUACCUCUGUAAACCACAAUGCGGACACGGGCGUUUGCGAACUAACAACAUUCGUUCCUGGGGUAGUGACACCUUCAACAGUAGCCGAAUCUAACUGGAACAUUUAUUAUGAUGAUCGUUUUGUUCCUGCUGUUGACGCGUGGCAGCAAUCUACAUACGUCUACAAGUAUGGACCACUUGCAGCAAGCUUUGCAAUAGAUGGCAAACGCGACAUCAUCAUUAAGGGGGAGGAUGAAAAAUACUGUGCUCAUACUAAAAGUAGCUAUUCGUAUUGGGGAAUGGAAUAUGAGCGUUUUGCAGAAGUGUCCCAUGUUAUCAUCUUUUUUUAG